UGCUGCUGCGCAGACCUUUGGUUCCCAGCAGCAGAGGAAGAGCGGCGGCUAACGUUCCGCGCUGACAGAGUUUUCUAAGAAAUAAAGGAGGAAAAUCGUUUGAGAAGAAGAUCUUUCUAUGGCUGCUGGUUAUUAAUGUUUGCUUAAACCCGGCAGCGAAAUAAGGAGGAUUUCCAGGAUCUUUCCAGGCGGUGAGGCGCUCCCAGGGCGGCAUGAUGGAGGGGGCGGCCCCUACUCUGAUCGACAGCAGCACCAGUGAGAGGGUUGUGGAGCUUCUGAAUCAGGCGGCGCUGAUGUCAUCAGAUGAGAAGCUGAACGUUCUCAAACAGGUUCAGGAGCUGAUCAUCAACAAAGACCCGUCUCUGCUCGACAACUUUCUGGACGAGAUCAUCGCCUUCCAGACGGACCGCUCCAUCGAAGUGAGGAAGUUUGUGAUCGGAUUCAUAGAGGAGGCGUGUAAGCGGGACAACGAACUCCUCCUCAGGCUCAUCGCCAACCUCAACAUGCUGCUGAGGGACGACAGCGUCAACGUGGUGAAGAAGGCCGUCCUCUCCCUCACCCAGCUCUACAGGGUGACCCUGCAGUGGCUGGUCCGCUCUAAAACGGUGUCGGAGAUGCAGGAGGCGUGCUGGGAUCUGGUCACACAGAUGAGCGGGGAGGUUCUGACCAUGCUGGACUCAGAGAACGAUGGCAUCCGGACCCACGCCAUCAAGUUCACAGAAUCUCUGAUCAUUACGCUGUCGCCACGGACACCAGAGUCCGACGUCCCUAAGAGGCAGGAAGGAGACAUCAGCCUGGACAAAGUCCCCAGAGACCACUCCUACAUUCGCUAUGACACGCUGUGUGAGGAGGGGAAGAGCGCCCUGGAGAAGCUGCUGAAGUUCAUGGUCCAUCCUGCCAUUUCCAGCAUCAACCUGACCACGGCGCUGGGCUCUCUGGCCACCAUCGCCCGGCAGAGACCCAUGUUCAUGUGUGAGGUGGUGCAGGCCUACGAGACGCUGCAUGCCAACCUCCCUCCGACUCUGGCCAAGUCUCAGGUGAGCAGCGUUCGGAAGAACCUGAAGCUGCACCUGGUGGCGGUCCUGAAGCACCCCUGCAGCCUGGAGUUCCAGGUCCAGAUCAGCACCCUGCUGCUGGAUCUGGGAAUGCCGCAGAGCGAAAUAACCCGUUACACACCGGCACCGCGGGAGCAGCGCAAAAGGCCUCGCUACGAGCAGUCCACUGACGGGAAGAAGGUCAAGAUGGAACCAGCUCUCAUUGAGGACGACGAAGACAAAGAGGAACCGGCCCCACUCGCGGCCCCGAAGCCAGCCGCGGUUCCAGCUCCACAUUCAGCCAUCGACCUCACGGCAGAGUUCUUACGCCCGCUGCUAACGCCCGACAACGUAGCCAACCUGGUGCUCAUCAGCAUGGUGUACCUGCCGGACGUCAUGCCAGCCUCCUUCCAGGCCACUUACACGCCUGUGGAGUCGGCCGGCACUGACGCCCAGAUCAAACAUCUGGCCAGACUGAUGGCGACGCAGAUGACGGCGGCAGGAAUCGGCCCAGGUCUGGAACAGUGCAAGGCCCGGGAGGAGGAGGCGGAUAAAGAGGAGCAGACGGAGGACGGUUCUGCUGCCAAAGACGUUCUGAUCAAACGCAAACUGUCCUCGGUUGUUCUGGGCCAGGCCAUCUCCGUGGUGGGAGGUUACCCAGAGAAGCCUCCUCCCUCUGAAGCUCCUGCAGCCAAGAGGCUCCCUGAGCCCAUCCUCCCCUCGGCACAGACCAAGAGCACCGGUACCGUCGGGAGGAAGAAGGUGUUCCGACUCGCCGACGUGGUCCAGCCUUUGUCGGACUCCCAGAUCGGGCUUUUGUCGUCCAAAGCGGUGAAGCGGAUCCUCCAGUCGGAGAAGGCCAUCACGCAGAGCGGGAUGUCCCACGUCCGGGUGAAGCUCCUCUCCAGGCUGGUGACCCAGUUCGAGGGCGUGAUGAAGGAGGAUGUCCUGGAGUACGUUCUGGAGGACGUCCGGACCAGGAGCGAGCUGGCCUUCUCCCUGCUCUACCAGGAGUACAACACCUACCUGAGCCAGCUGCCCGCCGGCCUGCUGGACAGCUACGACCACUGCCUCUACACGCUGCUGUCGGGUCUGCAGGAGAAGCCCGAGCAGAGGGACGGACUCUUCACUAAGCUGGUCCUGGAGGCGCCCAUCAUCACCGAGUCGGCGCUGGACGUGAUUCGGCGGUACUGCGAGGACGAGUCGCGGGUCUAUCUGGGGAUGACGACGCUGAAGGAGCUCAUCGUGAAGAGGCCGUCCAGACAGUUCCAGUACCUCCAUGUUCUUCUGGACCUGAGCUCACAUGAGAAGGAGAAGGUCCGCAGCACCGCCCUGUCCUUCCUGAAGCGGAUGUAUGAGAAGGACCACCUGAGGGACUACAUUGAGAAGUUUGCCCUGAACUACCUGCAGCUCCUCGUUCACCCAAACCCGCCGUCUCUGCUGUUUGGAGCCGACAAAGACACAGAGGUGGCGGCUCCGUGGACGGAGGACACGGUGAGACAGUGUCUCUUCCUCUACCUGUCCCUGCUCCCUCUGAACCACCGGCUGGUCCACGAGCUGGCGUCCGUCUACACCGAGGCCAUCGCAGACAUCAAGCGCAGCGUCCUCCGCGCCAUCGAGCAGCCCAUCCGAGGAAUGGGCAUGAACUCUCCUGAGCUGCUGCUCCUGGUGGAGAACUGCCCCAAAGGAGCCGAGACUCUGGUGACCCGCUGUCUGCACAUUCUGACCGACAAAGUGCCUCCGUCUCCGGAGCUGGUGGAGCGGGUCAGAGACCUCUACCAUAAACGGGUUCCUGACGUGCGUUUCCUGAUCCCGGUCAUCAACGGGCUGGAGAAGAGUGAAGUGAUCCAGGCUCUGCCUAAACUCAUCAAGCUGAACCCCAUCGUGGUGAAGGAGGUCUUCAACAGACUGCUGGGAACUCAGCACAGUGAGGGAAGCUCCUCGGUUUCUCCUCUGACUCCAGGAGACCUGCUCAUUGCUCUGCACAACAUCGACUCCAACAAGUGUGACAUGAAGUCCAUCAUCAAAGCCACCAACCUGUGCUUUGCUGAGAAGAACGUCUACACCUCGGAGGUUCUGGCCGUGGUGAUGCAGCAGCUGAUGGAGCACAGUCCGCUCCCCAUGCUGCUCAUGCGCACCGUCAUCCAGUCCCUCACCAUGUACCCCCGCCUGGGCGGCUUCGUCAUGAACAUCCUGUCCCGCCUCAUCGUCAAGCAGGUGUGGAAGUAUCCCAAAGUGUGGGAGGGCUUCGUGAAGUGCUGCCAGAGGACCAAGCCUCAGUCCUACAGCGUGUUGCUGCAGCUGCCGCCGCCGCAGCUGAGCGCCGUCUUCGAGCGUUGCCCCGAGAUGAGGACGCCGCUCCUGCAGCACGUCCUGUCCUUCACGCCGCAUCAGCAAGCUCACAUCCCGACCUCCAUCAUGGCGGUUCUGGAAGCCCAUAAGAAACCAGAACCCAAGGCGGCGGAGGCCGUCCUGGGGCAGGAGUCGGAACCGGCUCCAAAUCCAGAAACUCCUGUCAUGGAGCCCGGCGAGCCGGAUCCUCGCCAUCAGCAGGAAGCGGUUCUUCUAAAGGAGGAAGAGGAACCCAUGGAGCAGGAAGAGGCGGAGCCAACGAGCCUGGAUGGAACUCUGGACUCUGUUUCCCAGGACGAUCUGACCAAGGAUGUGGAGGAACCCACACCGGCUCCAGAACCAGCUGAGGAACCCAUGGAGGAGCCUCAGCCAGAACCGUUGGAUCAGCCGGAGUCUCCCAGAGAUCCAGAACCCAUCGAGGCUGCGCCUGGAGCUGGAAGUGGGUCGGAGGAAGUGGACUAAACGGGAAACAAACGAAGGGAA
Molecule: messenger RNA, 3869 nt
Organism: Cyprinodon tularosa
Lineage: Eukaryota; Metazoa; Chordata; Actinopteri; Cyprinodontiformes; Cyprinodontidae
Gene: sympk
Product: symplekin
Exons: 27
Coding region: 213-3848 (1211 amino acids)
Cellular component (GO): mRNA cleavage and polyadenylation specificity factor complex
Source: RefSeq, a predicted model, not a curated record